Hansenula ciferrii is the source of this 1263-nucleotide messenger RNA. RefSeq names its product mannosyltransferase KTR2 (gene KTR2). Gene Ontology annotation, molecular function: alpha-1,2-mannosyltransferase activity. Lineage: Eukaryota; Fungi; Ascomycota; Saccharomycetes; Phaffomycetales; Wickerhamomycetaceae. Gene Ontology annotation, cellular component: Golgi apparatus; membrane. The record is from RefSeq and is a predicted model, not a curated record. The coding region runs from base 1 to 1263 and encodes 420 amino acids. The transcript has a single exon. Gene Ontology annotation, biological process: protein N-linked glycosylation; cell wall mannoprotein biosynthetic process.
AUGAGACUUUUCCAAAAAGUUUGGAUUGUUAUAACGUGUAUUUUAGCGUUACUAUUACAGACAACAAGUUUCUUUAAAGAAAAGUUAAACAGUGUUAUCUAUGAAAGAGAAUUAUAUACAAAUUAUUUGUCAAUAAUCAAAGAUACAAAGCAGUUCCAUUAUGAUCCAGAACUGAAAUUUAGAGCAAAACCUGCAACAAAUUCUUAUUCUCAAAAACUGUUACUGGAUGCUAAUAGAGAUGUAAUUACACCUGGUAAAGAAAAUGCCACUAUCGUUAUGCUUGUACGAAAUUGGGAAUUAGAUCAAGCUUUACAAUCAAUGAGAUCAUUAGAAGAUAGAUUUAAUAAAAAAUAUAGAUACCCUUGGACUUUUUUGAAUGAUGUUCCAUUUGAUGAAGAAUUCAUUGAAGCAACUACAUUAAUGGCAUCUGGUACAACUGAAUAUGGAUUAAUACCCAGUGAAGAUUGGGAUAGACCUUCAUGGAUUAAUGAAACUGAGUUUGAACAAAGUAUCAAAGAAAUGACAGAAAAUAAAGUUCUUUAUGGUGAUUCAAAAAGUUAUAGAAAUAUGUGUCGUUUUAAUUCAGGAUUUUUCUUUAAACAAAAAUUAUUACAAAAAUAUGAAUGGUAUUUUAGAGUGGAACCAAGUGUUGAAUAUUAUUGUGAUUUUAACUAUGAUCCUUUUGAAGUUAUGAGAUUGAACAAAAAGAAAUAUGGAUUUAUAAUUUCAAUUCAUGAAUAUGAAGAAACUAUACCAACUUUAUAUGAUACAGUUAUGGAUUUCAUUGAGGAAAAUCCACAAUAUUUACAUCCAAAUAAUUCAAUGGAUUUCAUAACAGAUAUGGACUCACUGUCAAACAUGCAUAUAAGAUUAGAUUUAUCAAAUGAUUAUAAUUUAUGUCAUUAUUGGAGUAACUUUGAAAUUGGUAAUAUGGAUUUCUUCAGAAGUGAACCAUAUCAGAAAUUUUUUGAGUAUUUAGAUAAAAAAGGUGGGUUUUAUUAUGAAAGAUGGGGUGAUGCACCUGUUCAUACACUUGGUGUUACUUUAUUGAUGGAUAAAUCUGAAAUUCAUUAUUUUGAAGAUAUUGGUUAUUUCCAUGCACCAUUUGGAAAUUGUCCAAGUAGUAAUGCCCUGAGAUUAACCAAAAGAUGUGUAUGUGAUGCCGAUGCUGAAAGUACAAUUGAUAUUGAAGAACAUAGUUGUUUACCAAGAUGGUGGAAAGUUGGUGGUAAAACAUUUUUGAAGGAUAAAGGUGUCUUUUAG